AUGCUGCUGUUCUUUAUAUCUGCCGUGGCACUUGCCAGUGCUGCUUCGGCAGCCACCCUCGCCGGCAUCCCGACUGUGUCCUUUGAGCUCUCGAGUGAUGGCAGUCUUGAUUUUUCGACAAUCGCCACCAUCAUCGUUGACGAGAAGAACGCCGAUGCCGUCGACACCGACGGCCUAACCUUGAUUCCGCCAACGCUGCUCGACUUUGCAGGAACCUUUGCGGAGGACCUGGUGUCGGUGCUUAAUUUCGAGGUCGUUGUGAAAGUCGGCUCGGCUGCAUCGGCUGGCGCCGAUGCCAUUUUUCUGACGCUCGGGAACAAGAGUGACUAUCUGGAUGUGGCCGGCCGCCAAACUUCGGAGGGCUAUUCGCUCGAAAUCACUGCAGAGGAGGGUAUCACCAUUACGGGGCGCAAGCCCCCUCGGGGUCUGGGGGGGGCACUUCGGAACCAUCGGGAAGCAGCUUGCUGUGAGCUCGCUGAUGAGUAUUCGCUCUUCUGCAUCGAGUUGAAUAAGUUCAUCAAGGAAAAAUCGGGAAAGCAGGUCCGGCUCUGGGGCACGUUCCCGCCGUCCGACGGCGACCAUGUUGAUACGGAUGUCUCCGUCCAGCACUGGGCGCCUUGGGAGGGCAACCCGGUUUUCGACUGGCUAGCAAACAACUUCACUGUGCUCAACUCGGCUGAUGCGAUCUACAUUGUCGGCAAAUGGUCUCAGUGGUUGCCCGCUCUCGCUGACAAGCAAUGGGGUGGCGAGCUAAUGGAGGAGGAGUAUCUGGGCUUGUUCGAGGCGCUGCAGCCGUUCGUGCCGGAUCAGAACCUGGAUCGAAGAAUCCCCAGCCAGGGGCCGACGAUCCUGGAAUACGACUUUGCGACGGGACGCGGAUGCGAGGGCAAGUUCAAGGAUGUGUCGGGGAACAGAUACCAUGCGGCUUCGAGCUGCGGCAGCACCGACGAGGGCAUCAUCUUGCAAGAGGGAUGCGAGGUCACGACGCCUUUGUCUUCCAAGGGCCGCAACUACACCAUGUCGUUCUCGAUCAAGCCGACGUCUGAUGCCAAGGGCCCGAUCUUUACUGGAGGUGACAGCGCACUGUGGUACGGGAACGGCACAGUCGACUCGGUCAUGGCUUGGUCGGGAGACAAUUUGUACGCGCUGAACUACACGUUCCCCGUGGGCGAGUGGACGAAUGCGAGCCUGAUUGCCAAGGGAGACCGUACCUUCCUGGACGUGGGUGAAGGAGAGCCGAUGGAGUUCAAGACAAUCCUGGGCAUCAUUGGGACGAGCUUCGUAUGGGAGCGGCUGGCUGUGGAGGCGCCGCUGAAGACGAUCGGAGGCGGGGCAUUUGAAGGCAUCAUUGGGAGAUGGAAGCUGAAGGAAGGGGGCGGGGAGGGGGUAAUGACAACGCCACGACCUCCCCGUGUGUCAUCGGGAGAAGCAUCCAUUCCCAGGGGACGUCAGGCAUAUGCAGAGGGCCAGUAUAAGACGGCAAUCGAGCACUUCACCCUUGUUGCCAACGCUUGUUCCUGCAACCGCGGAGGCCGGCGUGACCGAUGCAAAUGUAAGGACUUUGAGAAGGUCGCCCAAGAUGGGGCAUCUAUCUUCAAGGAGGCCAUGCACAAAUGCUCCUGCGAUGCGUCCAGAAAAUACAAAAAGUGCCACGAGCCUUCACACAUCCAGGCUUUGGACUAUCGCGCCGCCGUCUUUGAGAAAAUGGGCCGGCUUGAACUGGCCAAGAAGGAUGCCGCAUGGUUGCUGGAGAUAGCGCCGAGGUCACUCGAGGGCUAUCUUCGCAUGGGCAAGGUGUAUAGGCUGGAGAAGGAGCCUGAGCUCGCCUUGGCCUUUUGGAACGCCGGCAUCGAGGUUGGAGCCAAGGAGGGCCAUGGUGGUAGCGCAAAACUCAAGCAACUGUUUGAUGCUCGAGCGCCCUUGCAGAAACGAUAUGGGCGCAAGGACCCUAUGGAAUUGCCCCUAGAGAUUGUCGACAAUAUAUUCUCCUAUCUCGACUUCCGCGAGCUCUGGUACGUUUCGUCGCUGGUGCGUUUGGCCUCGGUCAUCGUGCGACCCCGAUGA
Molecule: messenger RNA, 2064 nt
Organism: Verticillium alfalfae VaMs.102
Lineage: Eukaryota; Fungi; Ascomycota; Sordariomycetes; Glomerellales; Plectosphaerellaceae
Exons: 7
Coding region: 1-2064 (687 amino acids)
Molecular function (GO): protein binding
Source: RefSeq, a predicted model, not a curated record